Eptesicus fuscus (big brown bat) is the source of this 1504-nucleotide messenger RNA. RefSeq names its product peroxiredoxin like 2C (gene PRXL2C). The transcript is spliced from 6 exons. NCBI's taxonomy places the organism in Eukaryota, Metazoa, Chordata, Mammalia, Chiroptera, Vespertilionidae. The coding region runs from base 82 to 798 and encodes 238 amino acids. The record is from RefSeq and is a predicted model, not a curated record.
GAGCCCCGCCUCCCCGUGACCCUGGCGCCCACCUCGGCGCCUGUGUGUCCCACCCACUCGGGUCCGCGAAGUCAGGACGCGAUGGCCGCCCCGGCCCUGGCCCCGAUCACGCGGCAGGUCAGCGGCCGCACCGCCACAGUCCCGGUUCCGAGCUGCCCCGCCGCUGCUGCCCUGGUCCCGAGCGGCCCCGCGCGCGGGCAACCACUGGCCGACGCCGUGGCCGAGCUUCCCGUGCUGGACUCGAGCGGAAGGCGGGUGCCGUUCGGCGCGCUGUUCCGGGAGCGCCGGGCCAUCGUGGUCUUCGUGCGGCAUUUCCUGUGUUACACCUGCAAGGAGUACGUGGAAGAUCUAGCCAAAAUCCCCAAGAGUUUCUUACAAGAGGCAGAUGUCACCCUUAUAGUGAUUGGACAGUCAUCCUACCAUCAUAUUGAGCCUUUCUGCAAACUGACUGGGUAUUGUCAUGAAAUCUACGUUGAUCCUGAGAGAGAAAUUUACAAAAGAUUGGGAAUGAAAAGAGGUGAAGAAGUUACAUCCUCAGGACCGAGCCCCCAUAUAAAGUCAAACAUACUCUCAGGAAGCAUUUGGAGCCUGUGGCGGGCGGUGACCGGCCCGCUUUUUGAUUUUCAAGGAGAUCCAGUUCAGCAAGGUGGGACCCUCGUUUUAGGUCCAGGUCACUACAUCCAUUUUAUACACCGUGACAGGAAUAGAUUGGAUCACAAACCCAUCAACUCUGUUUUACAGCUUGUGGGAGUCCAGCAGGUGGACUUCACAGGCAGACCUUCAGUUAUCCAUGUGUGACAGACAGACUGCCACUUUCAGACGGACCCUCGCGAUGUGGCGUGACAUGUCGGAGUGUAUAUCCUUGUGUAGUGUCUACUUCGUCAGCCUUUGAGGAGUUCUGAAAACAUAGAGACAUGUACCAGUUGAACCGCAUGCUGAGAGGCAUUGAUUGUCAAAAAUGUGAUGUGUAUUUAUAAUUUUAUGGCUUUUAAAGUUUUAAACAAACUUUUAUUUAUACAAAAUACAACUUUUUUGUGUUUUUUCUUUGUUACUCCUCACUUGAGAAUAUUUUCUCCAUUGAUUUCCAGAGAGAGUAGUAUGGAAGGGGAAAGAAAGAGAGAGAGAAACAUCAAUUGAGAGAGACACAUUGAUUGGUUGCCUCCCGCAUGCACCCUGACCCUGGGCGGGGAUCGAGCCUGCAACCGAAGUAUGUGCCCUUGACCGGCAUUGAACCUCAACCCUUCAGUCUGUGGGCCAAUGCUCUGUUACCGGAGCCAAACUGGCUAGAGCCAAAAUAAAAUUUUAAAAGCCAUAAAAUAGUAAAUAAUAUUCUUUAUCUUAUAUUCUUAUAUAUCCAUUCAAUGAAAGGUUUUUUUGGGGGGGGCAUAAAAGCAUAAAUCCUUAUGAAGAACAAAAAAGGGGAAAGUUAAGCAAUUCAACACAGUUUUAUCCAGUGGAAAAAGUAAAAAAAGGAUAUUAAAUUCUUACCUGUUAUAUAACAUAA